AUGACUUUUGGCAACGAUGAACAGCCGGCAAACGUGACUGCUCGACGGGGCGGAAUGGCGAUGACUUUUGGCAACGAUGAGCAGCCGGCAAGCGUGACUGCUCGACGGGGCGGAGUGGCGAUGACUUUUGGCAACGAUGAGCAGCCGGCAAACGUGACUGCUCGACGGGGCGGAGUGGCGAUGUCCUUUGCGAAUUGUUCGUUAGGGAACCGAGAUGCUGAUACAAGAGGAGGGCGCAAUGAGUGGGAUGAAACGUAUGUCGGAAAUAAGGGGGUUGAAGGUGUUAUCGGUGAAGUGGAUUUCCGUCGGUCUGCGUCCUAUCGAUCUCCACAAGCACAGCGGCCUACUGUUUGUGAACCUCUUGACUUUGUUCCGGGGGAACCAGAACCUGCUGUUGUUAGCGAAAGUGGAGGUCCUUUUUUUAUUGGCAGCACUACACGUCCCCAGAUGAGGAAUAUGAGUCCAGGGCCUUUUUGCCGAGGACCAGGCGCUGCACCUCAUGAGGAUAUUAGUGGCGGCACGCCGGCGGGUCGAUGGCGUGCGUCGUCCCCAGGGCCCACGUUUGGGGAGAGCGGCGCUGGUCAGGGCGUGAGGAACGGCGGGAAUUGGCAGCAGAAAACUCGGAGAUUGGGGGUGGCGCGCGAGGACUCUCCAGUGCCUGGUUUCACUGGAGUGCCGCUUUCACGGCCACCAACUGUGUUGGACCCCUUCGUUAGGCUCUCCACUCGCCCCAGCCCUCACUCGGGCGCGGGCACUGAGUUUCAGCGUAAAGUUGGGGAAUCACAUUUUUACCCGCCUCAGAACGAUCGCUGGCAAAGCCAUGAUGCCGGCAACGAUCUUCGCCGCACGGGAAUUCCUGAGCGUCGAGGUGAAAGUUUUUGGCGCCCCUCGUCGAUUGGUGGUCCGCCGCAGAAUGGCACAUCCAACUCUCUUGCGUCCCCUGUUUCAAGCAUCUCAAACAAUGGAAACUUGAUGCGCGAGGACGCCAAUUCGCGUGCGAGAGGUGGGUUUGGGGGAAAUUUUACCCCGGACACUAUGCACUGUUUUUCGCGGCGUCAAACCCUUGGUCGCCCAAACGCUGGUAUGGGCGGUGCACAGUGCGAUGCGACAAGCAUCAAUCGUCCCUCCAAUAACAUUGGCGUAUUCACGGGCUCUGGAAAUCGGAUGGGCGCAGCAUCCAAUCUUUCGUCAAAUGGCAUAUUUACGAGAAUGACUACUUUGUACGAUGGUGGCACUUCCCGUGUACCUAUCAUCGAUGAAUACGACUAUCCAAGAAAUGGAAGUCGUGUUCGCCCGCGGGGUGUGCAGGCUAUGGAUCUCUCUUGGUCAGGGAAGUGGGGAUCGUCGCGAUCGGCAUACGGUUGUCCCGGAGGCCGUGGUACGCCCCACCCAGUCUCCUCUCGUGUGGUUUCAAGUGCGAUGCCUUGGCGCAAAACAACCACCACACGCACUGGCGCCACGAGACGAGGGCUCCCUGCCACUAAGCCACCAUUGGCCCCUAGCAGCCGUGCACCGUUUCGUCCAGGUGCAGCAUCUGCAGGGGCACGCACUACUGUGACUCCCUCUGCCGUCCGUGGCCUAACACUGCGAGAACGGGUGCGGUUGAGGCAACAACAACAGCGCCGUGAAGCAAACCUAAAAACAUUUCAGAAUAACCUGCAUGAAAACUACUGUAUGGGAAAUGAUAUGAAGCGGUGUCGAAAUGAGGUUGCAGGGUCGUUUCAUACAAAGUCCGAUGCGGAGAUAGGGACCACUUUGAAGCUUAAUACUGUAACUGAGACGAUCAGACAUGUGGCGGGUGCCUCUGUCGACACUGCACACAACGUUGGCGCAGCAGGGGCAGAGGCACAAGCUGCUGCAACCCUUGAUGCAUACGGGGAUGAAGUUAAACGCUUGGAGUCUCUUACAAAUCCGUUUGUUCAAGCCGAUGGUGUGAAUGUUGCUUUUUGUCUGCGCGAUUUUGUUAACGCGUUUCUCUACUUACCGGGAGAAACACUGAAGGAACAAGAUCUCACGAAAGCGGUGUGGUUAGACGAUGGCGUCUCGUAUUUUAUAUCCGGUAAACCCACGCGGUUCUGUGGAGGAUGGGAAAGCUACCUACAACAUCUCAACCUUUACCAGCAGCCCUUCUACCUGAGGGAGAGGGCCUUCAUAUUUGUAUUGCGAGUUCCGUACCAGCCAAACCUUCGCGUUUGCGUUGCGGUGCACAACAUGGAUGAUUUCAUUGCGUUGUUGCAACAACAGCCAUUGAAGAAAAUUUUGUUAACAAAGGAGGAAAAAUGGAUGCAGGAGCGCCUUUAUAAGACAGGGCCUGAAGGGAGAGACAUUCAGGCCCAACCAAGACCCAAUAAAGUGGGAGGUUUCAAAAGCCUUCUUCGGCGUUUGCAUGUCUUUAGAAAAGACAAGCAUGCAGGUGAAACUUGUGACGCAGUGCAGCAAGGUGGUUGGGCUCCCAUGACGUGGCAGCGACGCUGGGCGCUGUUGUGUCUUCACGUAGAAGCGACACUGCGCGGUUCCGCAUGGAAGACGUUUACGACUCCCCUUUUGACUGAUCCUGCUUUAUUGCGGGCCCGCAUGUCUUUUCUCUCGAAUCGAACAGCCACGUAUGCCGCGUUACGUCAUCGACUCAACACCCUACAGGCCCUUGCUUCUAGUCGGGUGAAAAAGCAAGGGGAUGGAUCUGUCUUGCAGGAGCUGCGCGCAAUACAGGAACGGACUCAAUCCGCACCUUUGUUGCCGCUAGAAUCUAACCGUGUGCUUCCCCAUAAGGAGGAAGUACCGCCAUCUUUAAGGGAAACACGAACUCCAGCGAUGGCAACGACGACGAGGAGGGGUGUAGCAACGAGUGUGACAAGGAAGCGUGAGCCAUUUCGAGUGAACCGUGUGGGAGAUGGGUCGGCAACUGCGCUGCGUCGACCCCGUCCAGCGCGUCCCCCUAUGCAGCCAACAGAGAUGGCAACAACCGCUGCGACACGGCGAUUUAGUGAGGUACAGCUUGGAGCACAGACGCCGUGCCGAGCGACUUUGGCGCCCUAUGCGUCUUCGGUAAGCCUCUCGCGACCGCAUUUGCCUUCACCGGCAACCAAUUCAGACACAGUGGGGGUGGCAGGGCAAUUGUUGAUUCGGGAGUCGGAGAAGGACGCGUUAGUGCAGGUUGCUGAAAACGCAGCAGGACGAGCUACUUUUUUCAAUGAAGUUUUACCCCCUCCGAUGACGACUGUUUUGAAAUUUAUGUCUUCAUGGGAUCUGCCGGAGCAACAAAAACAUGUCUUUGGUGGGUGUUCAAAGGGCUCGUCACUUGCUUGUAUAACGAUGCCUAAUCCUGUGUUUGCAGGGUUACUUCCAACACCGACGGAAAUUCACCGCCAAAGAGAAUGCUUCAACAUCAGUGUCUCUCAACUGCAGCAACUGCUUCAGUGGCAGUGGGAAUACCAUCAGAAUUGUUACGAAGCAUUUCCGCUUCCUGUAUUUUCUGGGGCCCUUGUUGCACCCACAGAUGCCUAUUUUGCUGUCACCAGAGAAGUAAAUAAGGGCGUGGAUGGAACGGGGGUAAGCCCCUUAUCUCGUUCCCUUUUACUUGCCCUUACGAAAUGGGGUUGGAUGGUUCCCAUAAAUUACAAAGCCUCAAGAAGUGAUGCCCGUCUUCAUUUCCUCUCGGUAGAUUGGUUGCCUUCUUUUUUUGGACCUCCAGCGUGGACAAGAAGAGGCACAUUUUGCUUUUGGCUGUUUGUCAUUGGAUUGUGGCGAAAUCAGGUGCUCUGGAUUGCCUCACUUUACAUUGUAUACGCGUGUUUUCGGGCGGCUAUGCGGGGCGUCUUUGGUGGAUGCGCUAGACGACCUGCGGCCCUUGACUCUGCCACCUCCAUUGUGUACGAUCAAUCAGAGGCGGCGGUGGAGGCGAUGUUGGAGAGACGACAGCUCUUUCGCACACAAUCACUUGCCAUGCGCAUACUACGGAUACAAAGUUAUGUUCAAAAUGUUUUGAGCCGAGCAACGAUGCUACUGUGUGGGUAUUCACCUUUCCUCUCACUUCUCAUUGGCUUGGAGGUGCUCGUGAUGUGGCUACUCCUCAUCGGCUACAACUACGGUGUUUCUUACUUCCUCGCCACCACUCGUUUUGCAUCAGGGGUUAUGGUUGGGCAUCUCUCGCGGAUGUUAGAGUUACUUACCUUUGAGUGGGAGCCUGGCGUUCUGUAUUGGUGCGCCUCCCUCGUUCUACCGAGUGGUUGCGAUGGAACGGCAUUGGGCUUUCUGUUUGUGCUCUAUUUCCUUUUCUGCUUGUUGCCGUGGUCGCCACUACGGUGGAUGUGUUGGAGAACGUGGGAACUGUUUUUGUACGACGACGCCUUGGUCCGCCGCCCUUUGCUCUCGUUUUGA
This is a messenger RNA of Trypanosoma rangeli, 4377 nucleotides long. RefSeq lists its product as uncharacterized. The coding region runs from base 1 to 4377 and encodes 1458 amino acids. The transcript has a single exon. The record is from RefSeq and is a predicted model, not a curated record. NCBI's taxonomy places the organism in Eukaryota, Euglenozoa, Kinetoplastea, Trypanosomatida, Trypanosomatidae.